GGUAGCCCUUUGGCUCCUUUCUCCUCGGACGGAGGAAACAAAGAAACAAGCUUUGUAAUGUAAGCCCCGUCCGGCGGAGAGGGAGAGGUAGAAGCUAGGUGAGAGCGGCCUCAAUGUCGCUCCCGUUUGACCCCGUUGCUCAGGCCGUCGGCGCGGCGACAUGGCUGGUCGGCGUCGUGGCCGAGAGGCUCAUCGGCGACGGCGUCGGUGCGUGGGCCGCCCGCUACGGCCUUGAAGAGGAGGCCUCGCGCCUCAGGGCCGAGCUGCGGCGCGCCAACCUCGUCCUCGGCGCGGCGCGGGCGGGGGCGGCCGGCAAGAAGAUCGGGAACGAGCAGCUGGCGGAGCCGAUUGCGGCCGUGCGGCGCCUGGCUGCGGACGCGCGCAACCUCCUCGACGAGCUCGACUACCUGGAGAUACACGACAAGAUCAAAGAUAAGGACCACACCGCAUGUUCGUCGAAGACGCAAUCUUUUAUUCGAUUUGCAUAUGGUUUUGCUAAUCAGGCGAGUAGAUGCAUAUCGUCCACGGUGAAACUCAAUACAAAAGUUCCUGGCAUGCAUAAAGAGGACGGUCCUUCGACAAACAAAAGAAAAGUUGAGCGUCAUGAUAUCAUGACUGGAAUGAAAAGAAUGAAGCUUGUUGAUCCAGAUAACCAAAUGACUCCAGAGAAGAAGAUUCAAGGGGACACAAUUCCAGAAGAAAUACCAGAGAGGAAACUCAGUAAAGACGACAUAUCACAGCGAAUAGCAAAUAUUGUGGUCCAGCUACAUGACAUCUGUGAGGAUGUUCGUAAGGCUCUCAAGCAAGAGAAACUUGACGAAAUUUCCCGAGUGUCUCAAAACAAAAGUUCAGACUCGCGUGAAGAAGGGGCCUGCUUUGUUGAAACUAAAGUCUUUGCAAGGGAACACGAGAAGAACCAGAUCGAAAAAUGUAUCACUGAUGGCGCAGCAAGUAAAGAAAAGCUUUUGGUUCUUCCUAUUAUUGGUACUGGAGGUGUUGGAAAGACGACACUUGCUCGAACAGUGUAUAAUGACCCAGAUGUUGAAGCUAGCUUUGCUAUCAGGAUGUGGAUUUAUGUAUCUGUUAACUUCGAUGAAGUCAAGCUCACAGAACAGAUUCUGGACUGCAUUUCAGAUGGGAGGCAUAAAAAUUCAGCUAAGAAUUUCAGUACACUCCAAGAUGGUAUCAAGAAAUUUUUGACAAAAAGAUUCCUACUUGUUCUGGAUGAUAUGUGGGAAGAUGACGAGAGACGCUGGAACAAGCUAUUGGCUCCACUAAGAUGUACCGAAAUCACAGGAAAUGUGGUUUUGGUGACUACUCGAGAACUAUCAGUUGCCAAAAUGACGAGCACAUUGGAGCAGUACAUUAAGUUGGGUGGUUUAAAAGAAGAUGUGUUUUGGCUUUUCUUCAAAAGAUGUAUAUUUGGUGAUGAAAACUAUCAAGGCCGAAAAAAGCUCCAGAAUAUUGGAAAGGAGAUAGUCACUAGGUUAAGCGGAAACCCAUUGGCAGCAAAAAGUGUUGGCACACUGUUGAAAAGAAGGCUUGAAGAGAAGUACUGGCAGAGAAUUUCAGAUGGUGAUGAAUGGAAACUACAAGGAGGCAAUGGUGGCAUAUUGCCAGCACUCAUGUUAAGUUACAAUCACCUUCCCUACCACCUUCAGAGAUUGUUCUCUUACUGUGCUGUAUUUCCGAAGGGCUACAAAUUUCACAAGGAACAGUUGGUAUGUAUUUGGAUUGCUCUUGGGUUUGUUGUCGAGGAGAGAAAGAGACUAGAAGAUACUGGAAGCGACUAUUUUGACGAGUUGGUAGACAGGAGCUUCUUUGAAAAACUGGAGGAGCCACAUGAAUACUAUCUCAUGCAUGAUUUAAUUCAUCAUGUAGCACAGAGUGUCUUACUAGAUGAAUGUCUCACCAUGGACGGCUCAGGUCCACUAGCAGUCUCCCCAUCUCCUAGUCAUGUCAGCAUCUGGACCGAAUCAGAAUACAAGACGCAACAAAACGGUGAAACAGAACGUAAUGAAACCUUUGAAAAAAGGUUAACUGCCAUUCAAAAAUAUGAUAUCUUAAGAAGCUUGGACAGUGUAAUGCUAGUUGGUCCAUAUGAUGAGAAUGUUUCUGUAAUUUUUACGCAGAUUCUCAGGCAACUACAGUAUGUUCGAGUGCUUCGGGUAUCAGCAACACUCUCUAGUGCUGACAUUUGGCAACUCAGUAUUUCAAAGCUCAUCCAUCUUCGCUAUCUAGAGCUGUGGUUCACCAGCGACACUGCCAAACCUUUGUCUGAGGCUCUGUGUGGACUUUACCACCUGCAGGUACUCGACGUAAGUCACUGGGGUGGUCUGGAUGGUUUGCCAAGACGCAUGAGUAAUCUUGUAAAUCUGCGAUACCUUCUUGUUCCGGAGUCGUCGGUGCCAUUGCACUUGCACUCAAAGAUAGCAAGAGUUGGUGAACUCAAGUUUCUGCAAGAACUGAAAGAAUACCGUGUCCAAACAGAGAGUGGGUUUGAGAUUUCACAGCUGGAGAACCUGAAUGACAUCAGAGGAUCACUUAGAAUCUUCAAUCUUGAAAAGGUCACAGAAAAGGACGAGGCCUGCCGUGCAAGGAUUAAAGAUAAAAAGCAUUUGAGGACUCUCUGGCUGUCAUGGGAAAUAACGAGCGCCGAUCCUUCGUUUUCGAAGGAAGUACUGGAGGGUCUUGAACCACAUGACCGUCUUGAGCAUCUUCAUAUCAUAAAUUACAUAGGUGCCACUCCAUCCUGGUUGGGUCAGAGUUUCUCCCACAACAAUUUAGAAAGUCUAUAUCUUCAGGAUUGUAACGGUAUGGAGAUACUGCCGCCCUUCGAUGAAUUGCCUUUUUUGGAGAAGCUAUCCUUGGUUGGCAUGUCUUCACUGAAGGAGGUCAAUUUUGGAACUGCAGACAGAAGUACUCAAUCCUCUCAGGGUCUCAUGACACAUUUGGAUGACUCUUCCCUUGUUGAACUCGAACUGUCCAAGUGUUCGUCCUUAGCAUUGGUGAGGCUUCUUUCCUGCAGGGCAUUGGAAAAGUUGAGCAUCGUGGACUGUGUGCUGCUAGCUUCUGUCGAUGGCCUGCAGUCACUUGACCAACUGAAGUACUGCGACAUCAAAGAAUGCCCUUGUUUGGAAAAUCAGUUCCAGGGAAUAAUAAACAUCUAAGGUCUCUCAUAUCUGAUGUUUCCUGGAGGUGAGCAUUUGACGAACUGUAAGUAUUAGUUUCCUGCAAACUAUGUACCUCUCCCGGCACAGGAAACCCAACAUGUUGUAAAUCCCUGUAACUCUUUCUUUAGCCUUUCUCUGCUUAAUUUAUCAUUCCAGUUUAGUUGUUUCAGCAACGAGGGAUUUUAUAUCCUCCAUUUGUCCAUUUGUGCCAUGUAUUAAAUAAUUAAAAUCAUGUA
This is a messenger RNA of Triticum aestivum (bread wheat), 3409 nucleotides long. RefSeq names its product putative disease resistance protein RGA3. Gene Ontology annotation, biological process: defense response to other organism. Lineage: Eukaryota; Viridiplantae; Streptophyta; Magnoliopsida; Poales; Poaceae. Bases 114 to 3170 code for a protein of 1018 amino acids. The transcript has 2 exons. The record is from RefSeq and is a predicted model, not a curated record. Gene Ontology annotation, molecular function: ADP binding.